UGAGAGAAAAGGGAAGGUAGCAAGUGAGAAUUUUUUUUUUCGUAGAAGAGUGUUUUGUGUACGUUUGUGUUCUUAUUCGAGCGCUGAGUAUUGCAUUGAAUAUGCCAGUUUUAGAAAGUGGACAUACCUUCUCACUUAGGAUAUUCGUUAUUUUGGUCACUUUCCUACAACAAUGGGGGGUGUCAGCCGGGGAGUCAUCAUCAACCGCCGCCACCUCAGCUGGUCUGCCACCACCUACCCUCAGAGUGGAGUCCAGGUCCAGUGACCAGGUGACUCUGGUCUGCCAGGCCCCACAGAGCCACCAGGGGGUUCUGUUCAACCUGUUCCGAGUCACGGACCAGGUGGAUUCCUUCGCGGCCCCCCAGGGGAGUGCGAAGGCUGUGUUCGGGCUCAGAGCUGAGACAGUAGCAACAGACCAACAGCUCUACUGCUGUCUGUACAAGAACUCCCAGGGUGUCUACAGCGCCUUCAGCCCCUACCUCAGCCUGACGCCACCCCCACCAGCUCCAGGCGCAGCAGCUAGUCCCUCACCAGCAACGCCCCCUUCCCCUGUCCUGUCUGUAGCACCCCCUAGUGGCCACGUUAGGCGUGGACAGAUGCUGUCCUUCCAGUGUUCCCUCCCAGUAACCCAUCCCACACCCCAGCCACACCCCCAAGGGCAGUCCAAGCGCAGCCAAACAUCAUUGACCUUUGUCCUGGUGAAGAAAGCCCUGGUGACCGGGGACACCUCCGUGGUGCUCCAGCCUCAGGCCACCCGCCAGACGCCCAACACCACCGCCCAGUUACGAGCCUUCAGCGUGGGCCCGGUGAAGGGAGGCGAUGGGGGGUCCUACGCCUGUAUGUACCAGCUCUCCAAGAGGAGGCGACUGUACAACUCCACGUUCAGCAACGUCAUUCAAGUCACCGUCACAGACCAGCUGCCCCGGCCCACCCUGGCUCUCCUACACCAGGGGGGAGUGUGGCUCCUGUCUUGCAAAGGGUCUGCAGCCUACCCCGGGGCCUGGUUCUACCUGUUCCAGGGUGACAGCAGGCUCCCCAUGGCUACGCACCAGGCCUCCGCGACCAGCCACCAGGCUGCCUUCUCCCUCCCCGUCCGGGACCAGCCCACAGUGCAGUAUGAGUGCCGCUACAGUGCCCUGCUGGGAGACCACAGGAGCGAGUCUGAGCCCAGCGUCCCUCUGGAGACAGGCCUAGGGAUACCGCCUACUCCUGCACUAGGUGCUUUCAGUGUGGACUGGCCCCUGGUAGCAGGGUCCUUCUCAGCCGUGGUCCUGUUCAUCAUUGCAGUGGCUCUGUUUGUAUAUAUGGUCCAGAGAAAAGUGCGUGGAUUCGCUGAUGAGAAGAAGAAAAGGAAGGAAGCUGAGUUCUGGAGCAAGUGUCAGGCUAAAGAUCACAUGGCUGAUCCGGAACCCAGACAUUCAGCUUCCACAUCCCACGAAUGUGCCAGCGGGACUGCAGACACGGCCCCCAGAUCGUCUGUAUGGAAUCCUCUCUCUACCUUUUCAAGUCCAAGCAUCCAUUAAUCUAUUCUAUUCUAUUCUAUUAAUUCUUUUAAUUCUGUCUUUCUUUCUUGUAAUAUCCCACAUCAGAGAAAUGCUGUAAUUGAUUUGAAGCAAUACGAUUGUACAACCUUCUUAGAGGACAUGACGACGUUUGCAAUGUGUUUUGACACACAGCUGAAUGGAAUACACUGUAGCAAUGAUGUCGUUGAUGUUUUGGUUCUGUUUUGUAAUAAAAUG
Molecule: messenger RNA, 1739 nt
Organism: Gadus chalcogrammus (walleye pollock)
Lineage: Eukaryota; Metazoa; Chordata; Actinopteri; Gadiformes; Gadidae
Exons: 11
Coding region: 102-1523 (473 amino acids)
Cellular component (GO): plasma membrane
Source: RefSeq, a predicted model, not a curated record